Oryza brachyantha (malo sina) is the source of this 2653-nucleotide messenger RNA. Its product is annotated as protein ACTIVITY OF BC1 COMPLEX KINASE 7, chloroplastic. Gene Ontology annotation, biological process: regulation of response to reactive oxygen species. NCBI's taxonomy places the organism in Eukaryota, Viridiplantae, Streptophyta, Magnoliopsida, Poales, Poaceae. The transcript is spliced from 18 exons. The coding region runs from base 165 to 2324 and encodes 719 amino acids. The record is from RefSeq and is a predicted model, not a curated record.
CAACCAGGACUGAGCUGAGAAGUUUUAGUUGAAGAAGCAUACGAGCGAGAAUCGGGGCCGUCUCCGUCUUCCUCCCCUGGCCGCUCCCUUCGCCGUUUCGCUCUCGUUUCGGGGCGCGCCAAGAAAUCAGAAGCCCGCCUGAGCUGAGGGGCUUUUGAUUGGUCAUGGCAAUGAUGAUGCCUGACCUCAGCUUCUCAGGAUCUGUCUGCAAUCCGAAGCUCCAAUGGUUGAGGGCAUCGUUGAAUGAGACGCCUUUGGUUAAGAGAUCUCUGGUGUUCCGCACUGAAGCUCGGUCAGCCGAAACUGAGAAAUAUGGUUCCAAUGGCCGUGUGAUAAAGAUGGUCCCCACAACAGAGUUGAAAAGGAGCAAGAGUGGUGUCCGAGUAAGGCCAGACACAGUUAAUGGUUCUCCAGAUGGAGCUGUCAAUAGCUUGACCAAGGUGACUGUUAAUGGUUCUCCUACGGCUGCUGUCAAUGGUUCGACCAAAGCGAUAGUUAAUGGUUCUCCAAAAUUGGCAGUUAAUGGGACUAGUUUGGUUAAAGGAAGCAAAACGUCUGCUCUAGUGACCCAAAAGCGAAUGAGACCCAAUGAUGAGCCCUUUGAAGAGGAGCUGAAGGUAUUGCCUUCUGAUGAAGGAUUCAGUUGGGCAAAAGAUAAUUACAACUCUUGGCAGAGGAGCGCAGAUAUCUGGUCUUUUGUUCUUUCUCUUCGAAUCCGUGUUCUAUUCGACAAUGCAAAAUGGGCCUAUCCAGGUGGAUUCUUGGAGGAAAAACAGAAAGUUCGUAGGAGGAAAACUGCUUCAUGGUUAAGAGAACAAGUAUUGCAGCUUGGUCCAACGUUUAUUAAGCUCGGACAGUUAUCUUCCACAAGAUCUGAUCUAUUUCCAAGGGAAUUUGUUGACGAGCUUGCAAAAUUGCAGGAUAGAGUACCUGCAUUUUCUCCUGAGAAGGCAAGGGCUUUCAUAGAGAAAGAAAUGGGUUGCCCAAUUGAAGUUGUGUUCAAGGAAUUUGAGGAUCGUCCGAUAGCUGCUGCCAGUCUUGGUCAGGUACAUCGUGCGGUGCUUCACAAUGGAGAGAGAGUGGCAGUUAAAGUGCAGCGACCAGGGCUCAGAAAACUUUUUGACAUUGACCUAAGGAAUCUAAAACUAGUAGCUGAGUAUUUUCAGAGAAGUGAGACAUUUGGUGGUCCUUCAAGGGAUUGGAUUGGUAUUUAUGAGGAGUGUUCUAAAAUUCUGUAUGAAGAAAUUGAUUAUAUCAAUGAAGGAAAGAACGCAGACAGAUUUCGUCGAGAUUUCAGAAAUAUAAAGUGGGUCCGUGUGCCACUUAUCAUGUGGGACUACACAACUGAAAAGGUGUUAACCCUGGAGUACGUUCCUGGUAUUAAAAUAAACAACUUGGGUCUGUUGGACAGUCGGGGCUAUAGUCGUUCCAUGAUUGCAUCUCGUUCAAUAGAAUCUUACCUAAUUCAGAUACUGAAGACCGGUUUCUUCCAUGCUGACCCACAUCCUGGAAACCUUGCUAUAGACACGGAUGGCUCUCUUAUAUAUUAUGAUUUCGGAAUGAUGGGUGAAAUAAAAUCAUUCACUCGAGAGAGAUUACUCUCCUUGUUUUAUGCUGUGUAUGAGAAGGAUGCAAACAAGGUUAUGAAAGCUCUAAUUGACCUGGAAGCUCUCCAGGCAACAGGAGACCUUUCACCGGUUAGAAGGUCCAUACAAUUUUUCUUGGACAAUCUUCUGAGUCAGACGCCAGACCAACAGCAAACUUUGGCUACAAUUGGAGAGGACUUGUUUGCAAUAGCACAGGAUCAACCUUUCCGUUUCCCAUCCACAUUUACAUUUGUCAUAAGGGCCUUCUCAACUCUCGAAGGGAUUGGAUAUAUAUUGGAUCCGGACUUUUCCUUUGUGAAAGUUGCUGCACCAUAUGCACAGGAACUGCUAGACUUGAAACAAAGACGAACAAGUGGACCUGAACUAGUUCGGGAGAUCAGAAAGCAAGCAAACAGUGCUCGUGACUCUACUAUCUCAAUGCCCUACAGAAUACAGCGAAUCGAGGAUUUUGUUGGGCAACUUGAGUCUGGUGACCUGAAACUUAGAGUCAGAGUACUUGAGUCUGAAAGAGCUGCUCGUAAGGCCAAUAUACUUCAGAUGGCGACCAUGUAUACAGCCAUGGGUGGUACAUUCUUGAAUGUUGGGGUCACAUUAAGUAGUCAAGGGAACCAAAUGAUCGCAAAUGGGUCUUUCGUUGGUGCAGGCAUAUUCUUGGCAUUACUCAUAAGAUCUAUGCAGCGAGUGAAGAAACUCGACAAAUUCGAGACGAUGAUAUGAUUAUCAACUUCUCGUGUCAUUUAGAAGGCUCAUUCUAUUGGUUUUGCUGGAGGCGUGAUUUGUGCUAAGAGCAUGGCAAGACAAUGGAUCGGUUUUCUUUUAUUCUGUAAAAAAAAAUACAUGGGGAGUUUAUCCCUUUAUAGCCAUACAUAUGUAGUUUGGUAGGAAAUGCCAUUCUUUAAAAAACGAUGGAAUUAACUUGUUACAGCCUGUAAAUCUGUACAAAUGUAUCAUUUUUGAGCCAAGGUCUCUCUCUCAGGUUAACCAGUUGAAAGGGGAAAUCUUGGAAUUCAAAACCUAUUUUGCCCGCAUUGGCCGUUUGAUUCUAU